Lagopus leucura (white-tailed ptarmigan) is the source of this 1306-nucleotide messenger RNA. It is a transcript of the gene P2RX6, whose product is annotated as purinergic receptor P2X 6. The transcript is spliced from 12 exons. Gene Ontology annotation, biological process: response to ATP; monoatomic cation transmembrane transport. The coding region runs from base 34 to 1233 and encodes 399 amino acids. Gene Ontology annotation, cellular component: plasma membrane; nuclear inner membrane. The record is from RefSeq and is a predicted model, not a curated record. Lineage: Eukaryota; Metazoa; Chordata; Aves; Galliformes; Phasianidae. Gene Ontology annotation, molecular function: purinergic nucleotide receptor activity; extracellularly ATP-gated monoatomic cation channel activity; ATP binding.
UCCUCCGCCAUCUCCGGACCCCGCGCCGUUGCCAUGGCGACGUCGGGCGGCGGAGGCGCAGCGCUGUGCGGGGAGCUGCUGGAUUACAAGACCGAGAAGUUCGCGUUGACGAGGAACCGGCGCGUGGGGCUGCUGCACCGCCUGCUGCAGCUCGCCGUGCUGGGCUACGUGCUGGGGUGGGUGUUCGUAGUGCGGAGGGGUUACCAGGACACCGAUGCCGCUCCCCACGUCUCGGUCGUCACUAAGCUGAAGGGAGUGUCCGUCAGCCGGGCGGAGGACGCGAGGAGACGGCUCUGGGAUGCGGCGGAUUUCUCGAGGCCCCCGCAGGGAGAAAAUGUGCUUUUUCUGGUGACAAACUUCAUUGUGACAGACAAGCAGGUUCAGGGCACUUGUCCCGAGAGCCCCUCUGUGCUGGAUGGGAUCUGCAUGGAAGAUGUGGACUGUCCUGUCGGAAACCCAGUGGUUCAUGGCAAUGGGAUUAAGACUGGGAAAUGUGUGAUGUUCAACAGCACCCAUUCCACCUGUGAGAUCUUUGGCUGGUGCCCCGUGGAGAAUGACACCCUGCCCAGGAAACCUCUUCUGGCUGAGGCAGAGAAUUUCACUCUUUUUAUAAAAAAUACUGUCAACUUCACCAAAUUUAACUUCUCCAAAGGCAACACGCUGCAGACCAACGACCCCACCUAUUUCAAGACCUGCAUCUACGAUCCCUUUUUCAGCCCUUCCUGCCCUGUGUUCCGUGUCCGUGACAUGGUGGAAGCGGCUGGGGAGACCUUUGGGUCCCUCGCACUGCUGGGAGGAAGCAUCAGCGUGCGCAUUGAGUGGGACUGCAACCUGGACCAGCCUGCUGCCCACUGCCAGCCACGCUAUUCCUUCAUCCUGCUGGACAGGAGGUACAACUUCAGAACAGCCUCCUACUACUGGGGCUUGCAGCGGCAGCACUACCGGAGCCUGCUGAAGCUCUAUGGCAUCCGCUUUGACAUCUCUGUGCACGGCCAGGCUGGGAAGUUCGGUAUAAUUCCUGCUGCUGUCAGCUUUGGCACUGGCAUCGCGUUCUUUGGAACCGCCACCAUGGUCUGUGACCUGGUUCUGCUCUACCUGGAUGCGAAGGCUGACCUCUAUUGGAAAGAGAAAUUUGAGGAGGCAAAACCUCCCAAAGGUAAGAAAGAAGCAGCAGCUGAGGCAGAGAGGGCUGGCCAGGACCUGGGAGAUGCUCAGCAAUGCACACUGGAGUGACCUGCAGGUAGAUGUGAUGGAACACAGCUUUGACCCUGCAGGAGGUGGCCCAAUUCUGGCCGGGCACUGGGGC